Magallana angulata is the source of this 4311-nucleotide messenger RNA. RefSeq lists its product as uncharacterized. The record is from RefSeq and is a predicted model, not a curated record. The coding region runs from base 580 to 3075 and encodes 831 amino acids. NCBI's taxonomy places the organism in Eukaryota, Metazoa, Mollusca, Bivalvia, Ostreida, Ostreidae. The transcript has 13 exons.
GUGACUCCGUCUCAGGAAUAGUCUCUUGGGAAUCCUUUUUAAGAUAAUACAAAAUAAUUGAUAUAAAACGAAAAACUAAACAUUUGCCUGGUCCUGGUAAAAAGGUAUGACACGAAUACAUAACGUUACAUAUAUGUGUAGGGGCCGGGGGUAAACAACUAUAAAAUAUAUAUAUACUGCACUGAUAGAGUUUACAUUGACUUAAAAAUACAUAAAUUCAAACAAACUAUUUGUAAAUAUCAUUUUCAAAUACAUUAACACACGUCAAACACAGCUGACAUUUGUUUUGGACCUAUUUAUAACUCACCGCAAAAGCGUCUAUCAUCUUCGGAUUUUCCCUUAUGACGUCUGCUUCUAAAGGGGUCCGUAAGGGAUGUUGUAGUCGUGUAUCUUCGACUUGCGCAUUAUUUAAAACUCACUUCCGAUAAAAUAUAUCACUUGUUGUGUUUUAUAUUUAAUAACGUUUACAAUAUUUGUUAGGUCUCCUUUUCAAGCGUUACUGCGUAAACGCAAUAGUGCGUCAAUGAAAAUUGCUACGAUACACCCCUACGGUUCUCAGUGAAACCAAUGUAAACAAUUAUGGUGGGCGCGGAUCCCGCAGAAGACUUGAAAUGCAAUGUAUGCAAUUUUCAAACAAAUAGAAAAGCAUUUUUUCACCGGCACAUACAAUCUGAGAGACAUAAAAAUAUGGUAUUUCUUCAAAAUGAGCAGCAUUCUCCGACAACAGAGGAUACCGUAUCUUCAGAAAAAUGCCAAGAAACUUCCGCAGAACUUCUACUGUCAGAAGACGAGACUGAAUUACCGUCCGAUGAGUAUAGGCCUAGCAAUCAUGAAAACAAUGAAACAACCAACAGUGGACAUGCUAGAUCGUACACAACAUCAGAUUCGCAAACCCAGGGAGAUUGGUAUCCCUUCACAUCAAAGAUUGAAAUGCUGUGCUACAUUUUUAUGAGUUCCGCAUCUCAUCCUGUGAGUGAAGAAAUUGUCAAAUUUCUGUUGUUCGUCCUGAGAGAAGCGGGUGUUCCUGAUGUCCCAUCUCUUCUUAAACUGAAAAACCUUCAGUUUGGGAAUUUGAAUUGGGAGGAUAUGAUGACAAAGGGGACAGACCAGAACGGCAUUCCAUUUUGGAUUUUAAAACCGAAGGAAUUAUUAAAACUUUUCAUUUCAAAUCCAAAGGUGUCAUCAAAAAUUGUCAGGAAACCGAACAGUCAAACAGGUGUGAUAUCUCAUCCUGCUGAUGCAGAUAAGUGGAGGAAUGGCAUAAACUUUCCUGUGAAUGAAGAUGGGAUACCUCCCACAGUCACCAUGCCAAUCAAUUUAUUUUUGGAUGACACUUCAACCCAUAGGAGUAAAAGGUGGCUACCUCUACAUUGCAUCCAAAUGCAACUUUCAGGUUUACCACUGUGUGAAAGAAUGAAACAAAGUUCUGUGUUCUUUGUUGGAGCAUCAGAGAAAGUAGAAAUUAUGGACCUGGGCCAGUUAGUGGUUGACAACAUAUUGGAGUGUGAAAGGGAAGAGGUUGAAGCCUUUGAUGCAGAAAUGGGACAAGAAUGCACCAUUAAAACAUGCAUUGAUGUAGUUGUGGCAGAUUAUGCUAUGAUGUCUUUUUGCGCAAAUCAUUUAGGAGCAGCGGCAAAGAAGUAUUGCCCUAGGUGUUUUGCAGAUGCUGACAAUUUUGACCAUAUUUGUCAAAAAAGAGAGCCUGAUGAAACACGACGCUCAUUGAAUAUCCUGAAUAUGAGAAGUUUGGAGAAGGACAAGCAAAUACUUCGUUCAGAAAAGGGAAUAAAAGAGCAUGACAACUGCUUUUGGGAUGUCAUAAAUCCUCACAGUGACAUUCCUGUUGGAUUACUCCAUUUAAUUCCUUUGGGAUUAGCGGAACACCUUGUCAAAUAUAUUGUUGACAGUGUGGACAACAACACAUUAAAGAAGAUGUCUGCACAUCUUGAUGCUGUUGUUCCUGGUGGCAGAUUUUUUGAAUUCUUCAAAUACAUGCAAAGUCGCCAAGGAAAAGACUUUAAGUAUUAUUUGCAGAUUGCACCUUUCAACAUGAUGUUUGCUGGAGUUCCACAGAAAUAUGUAAAGAUGAUUUCCUGCUUGUCAUUGAUUCAGCUACAACUGCAUAGUGAGAGCUUUGAUGAAGAUGAUCUGCAGUAUCUACAGUCAACCAUUGACAAAUAUCUCUCCUAUAUCAAAGUUCAUACACCUGAACUUCAAAGGAAAGCAAAGUCACAUCUCCUUCUUCACAUUGUUGAUGACAUAAGAAAACAUGGUCCCCCUAAAUUUUACAUAGAGGAUGCCUUUGAAAAAAACCAUGGCACCAUAAGGGAUCAAAUCUUCCUUCAGAAUCAGAAGGCACGUAGCAGGGACACUUGUAUCAAGUUUACCAAGCAUACAAUAUGCCAACAUAUUUUGUCUGGGGGAUAUUUUAAGGAGUCUGAAGAAUGGAAAAAUGCUUCAGAACAUGCUCUGCAGUUUGGAGGCAUGGCAGAGAUACAGAAAUUUAUGGGAGAGUCAGUCACCUCAGACAAAAAGAUGCCAAAUGGUACAGUCCGAAAACUAUGCCGCCAGUCAAAUAGACACACAAUGACUGAGAAAAUGACUGAUGAGAUGCUAUCCCUGCUGACCUCCGACAAUCACUCUCCAGAUGACAAAAUUCAGAGAGGAUCAGCUAUCACAGCAGGUGGUGAAAUGGUCAAUGCUGGUGACUGGGUGGAGUAUGGGACACCAGGCGAGAAUGAGAGCUGUGGAGUUUUCAAAGAAGGCGUCAUAGUUUUGCCUACCAGAGGGCCUACAAAGAUGAUGGCAAUAAUACAAAAGGCCACAGAAUGUUCGACAAGUUGUAAUUCACUGGGUUGUCCAAAAUUACAUUUGGGAAAUGAGGUUGUUGCCAUUCAUACAAGCAAAGUCAUUAAAAGACUAAAUGUUAUGCAUGACUGCCUGGGUGCAAAAUGCAGCAUACGAGACACUCGUGUAACAGAGAGGGUGGAGCAGGAAGCAGUGCUGACCAAAAAAGUUCAUUUGCAUCAUAACUAUGACCAUGCAUACUUUUUCAAAAAUUUCUACAUGCUUUAAUAGUGAUUAUUGUUAAUCUAUAUCUCUGUCCAUGUCCAACUUUUUCAAUGGUUUCUGCAAAAUUACAUCAAUGCAUCUCGUUUAGUACCGUACAUAUAAGCAGCACUUUUGCUAUGCAUACCGGGUAUAUUGUAUAUUUAGUUUACUAAGUGUUAUCUUUCAAUAUAAAUAUGAAGGUAAUUCCAGUGGCUUUCAUAUAUGAGUCGUUUUGUUUUUUCAAACGAUGUGAUAAAUUUUCUUGCUAAAGUUUUGGGCAUAUCAACAAUAUUACAGUGUAAUUAGAUGAUCAUUUUAGAUCACAUGUAUUUGAAUUACCGAUAAAGCAUUGUACAAGACAUACAUUGUACAUGUAGCAUAGCCUGAUUUUUUUUCAAAAGGAGAGGAAAACAAUAAGUAUGUCCAAAAUCAUGGGGAAUUAUAUUUAUUUGACUGAAAGGGUUGCUACAUACUGCACUUAUAUCUAUAUUUUGCCAACUAGGCCCAAAAUGUAAAAUUUGUUUUAUAUAAUUUGACUAUGUAUAUAAUUUAUAGUUACUGCAUGUAAGAUUGUGUCUAUAUACCUAAUUAAGAUAUUUAUCUCAUUUUUCUCUCCAAAUUUUGCAAAAAUAAAAAUUUUUAACACUGUGUAUAUCCAACAAUAUGGACCAGGGUAUAAAUUGCCUGUUAUAUUUUCAAUCCAAAUAGAUUUUUUUCUUGAUUUAAAGAAAAUCAACAGAUCAAUAGAUUGACUUAUGAGAUUAAAAUUGCCUCAUUGUGUUAAAUUUGGUCUUUGAAUUCUUUGGCCAGUGUGAUCAAGCUGAAUUAAUUAAUGCUCACUGUAUGUUAUAAAUGUGCAUAUGUAUGAAUAUUCUGCCUUUUUUAGUAAAUUAUAUAGGAGUUGUUUUAAUUGUCCAAAUGAAAAAAAAAUAAUUUGACACAUUUCUGAAAAGCUGGUUCUACUUUAAUUUCAGAUGUAAAAUUAAAAACUAUAUUCUUCUAGGACUUGAAACAUGCAUGCAUUUAAUGCAUUGCUUAGUAAGGCUUUGGCAGCCAAUUGUAUGAAAACUUUGUUUGUUUUCCAUGGUAUUUACUAGGUAACAUUGCAUUUAUUACAUCGCAUCUGUUAUUAAACAGUUAAACAGUUUAUAAAUAUAAUCAGAUUAUGAUCACGCAGCUUGAACUUUUUUUUUUUUACAAUCAGCUGGAUAUUAUUCUAAAGGUAUUAUUUAUGAUAGGCUAAUACUCACAUGAUAAAAA